This is a messenger RNA of Fusarium sp. VM40, 1374 nucleotides long. NCBI's taxonomy places the organism in Eukaryota, Fungi, Ascomycota, Sordariomycetes, Hypocreales, Nectriaceae. The record is from the annotation of a GenBank genome assembly.
AUGUCGGACUCAGAAGGCAAACCUGCCGCUGAUGCAGUCGUCGAGGCGUCUGGCUCAACACCAAUCAAGCCAAAAUGGAACCGUUCCGUUCUUUACAACGCCACGAUCCUCGGAAUGUGCAGUUUCGCAGCUCCCGGCCUCUGGGGCGCCAUGAACUCCCUCGGCGCAGGCGGUGCUCAAAAGCCGUAUCUUGUCAACACCGGCAACGCUCUCACCUUUUGCCUCAUGAUCAUCUCAUGCUGGUUCACAAGCGGCAUCGUCAAGUACGUCGGGAUCAAAGGCGCUCUCGUCAUCGGAACUAUCGGCUUUGCGCCGUACAGCGCGGGUCUUUACCUAAACAACCGAUACGGUGUGGAGUGGCUCGUUCUCUUCGGUGCGGCGUGCUGUGGUGUUUCUGCGGGCAUCUUCUGGGCGGCUGAGGCUGCUAUUGCCAUUGGAUAUCCUGAGCCGCGAAACCGAGGUCGGAUGGUGGCUUACUGGCUUUCUUGGACGAGGCUGGGACAGAUCAUGGGCGGUGCCAUCAACCUUGGUCUCAACGCAGAUCGGAACGAGGCUGGGAAGGUAUCUUACAAGGUCUACCUCAUCUUCAUCGCUCUCCAAGCACUGGGACCCUUCGUCGCAUUUCUUCUCAACAAACCCUCACAGGUCCAACGAGCGGAUGGUAAAAAGGUCGAUUUGAGUAUCUUUGACCACCCAUGGCAAGAGUUCAAGGCAACCACGCGAACAUUUCUCAAGAAGGAGUUCCUACUUAUCAUACUCUGGAUCGGUCAGGGCGUCUACUCAGAAGCCAUCUUCUUCACCUACAUCUCUCUGUGGUUCAGCGUAAGAGCCCGAGCACUCGGGUCAUUUGUUUCUGGCGUUGUAGCGAUCAUCGCGGGUAACCUACUCGGCGUCUGGCUCGACCAGAACCACCUCACUAUUAAAAAGCGCGCGCGAUGGGCAUACAUCGUGAUCUUUGUUCUGCAAGGAGGAUGGUGGAUCUGGCUGACCAUCAACGUUACCAAGUUCAACCGCGAGGGACCCAUCUACGACUGGAGCGAUUCUGGCUUUGGCGCUGGUUUCGGUGUUUUCAUUUUCCUCGUUACUGGCUUCCAGCUUAACUACAACUUCGCCUUCUUCAUCAUUGGGCAGAUCUCGAGCAGUCCUCAAGAAACAGUGCGGCUGUCUGCGUUGCUGCGAGGUACGGAGUCGGCCUGGCAGGCGCUCAGUUAUGGCCUCAAUGCACUGCCUAUCAUGGCGACUGUGGGAAGUACGUAUUUGAACUUUGGACUUUGGGCUAUCGCCAUUUAUCCGGCUUGGUUGGUGGUUAGGCAGCUAGGUACGGCCAAAGAGGAGGUCGGUGAUACGGAGACGGAGGCAGUUGAGAAGGCGUGA